This is a messenger RNA of Brassica napus (rape), 356 nucleotides long. RefSeq lists its product as uncharacterized. The transcript has a single exon. The record is from RefSeq and is a predicted model, not a curated record. NCBI's taxonomy places the organism in Eukaryota, Viridiplantae, Streptophyta, Magnoliopsida, Brassicales, Brassicaceae. The coding region runs from base 119 to 328 and encodes 69 amino acids.
UAUAAAUACACACACUUACGCAUUUUCUUCGAUCAACUAUAUAUCUCUCUAAGAUCUGUAUAUACAUACAUAACAAGACAAAGAGGAGAAAAAAAGAGAGAAAGAGGACAUCGGGAACAUGUCUGAUUGGGGACCAGUUUUUGUCGCGGUGACGCUUUUCGUGUUGCUAACUCCGGGGCUGCUGAUUCAAAUUCCAGGGAGAAACCGAGUAGUUGAAUUUGGAACAUUUCAGACAAGUGGUGUUUCGGUUAUUGUUCAUACCCUAGUCUACUUCACUCUUGUUUGUAUUCUCUUGAUUGCUAUCCAAGUUCACAUGUAUAUUGCCUAAUCGAAUAAAAUAAAAUAAAACAUCUCCA